This is a messenger RNA of Eimeria necatrix, 768 nucleotides long. RefSeq lists its product as hypothetical. The coding region runs from base 1 to 768 and encodes 255 amino acids. The record is from RefSeq and is a predicted model, not a curated record. NCBI's taxonomy places the organism in Eukaryota, Apicomplexa, Conoidasida, Eucoccidiorida, Eimeriidae. The transcript is spliced from 2 exons.
AUGCGGGGCCACUUGGCCGUGGAGCUGGUGGGAGUCUUUUUGAUUUUGAGUUGUUUUAUUUUUUUCUUUUUGACAGUUUUGACAGACCCGGGAUUGCCCGCUGCUCUCACGCAGCCGCUGCUGCUGCUGCGCGCCGGCGGCCAGCCGCUGCCCCUCGCUGCUGCUGCUGCUGAGCCUCCUGCGAAGCAGGAGCACGGCAGCCGCGAGCAGACGGCGGACACAGACGCAGCAGCAGCAGACUCACCCACAGACGCAGCAGCAGCUGCAGCAGCAGCAGCUGCUGCUGCUGCUGCUGCUGCUGCUGAGCCUCCUGCGAAGCAGGAGCACGGCAGCCGCGAGCAGAGUCGAGCCGCAGACCCACCCAGCAGCAGUGAGCAACCGCAGCAGCAGCAGCAGCAGCAGCAGCAGCAGCACGAGGAGCAGCAGCAGCUGCUGCUGCGGCCUGGAGAGCUGGCGAGGGAGUUGGUGGGCUUUUCUGCGCCUCCCGAAAGCCCAGAGUCUCCAGCGGGCGCCGAGUCUUCCCAAGCAGCAGCAGCAGCAGCAGCAGCACUUUGCGUUGCCGGGCGUGUCUGCGGACUGCAGCAGCGGGGAGAGUUGGGUGACGGAGAGCGAGUACAGCGUGGGCAGCAGCAGCAGCAGCAGCAGCAGCAGCAGCAGCGGGAGCAGCAGCAGCAGCAGCAGCAGCAGCAGCAGCAGCUGUGCAGGGAGUGCGGCGCCUCGACCACCACUGCCCCUGGACUUCCAAAUGUGUUGGCCAAAAAAACUUAA